Naegleria gruberi is the source of this 4305-nucleotide messenger RNA. RefSeq lists its product as uncharacterized. The record is from RefSeq and is a predicted model, not a curated record. The coding region runs from base 1 to 4305 and encodes 1434 amino acids. The transcript has 4 exons. Lineage: Eukaryota; Heterolobosea; Eutetramitea; Acrasida; Naegleriidae.
AUGUUAAACCGUUUCUUACAAACUAUUCUACUAAUAACUAUCUUGUUUUUAGUAGCUGGAAAUGUAAAGAUGGUAGUUGGUCAAUGUCCACAUCAACAAUCUGGCUUGAAAAUGUUUUCUUCGAUUGCUGAUUGGAACAAGGUCAAUUCUACCAUUACCAUUUCACAAAAUACGCUUUUGGAUAAGUCACCUGGUGUUUUGUUGUAUGGAAUUAUUGUCCAACAAAAUGCAAGCUUGAUAUUUAACAAUGUCAAUUUAAAUUUGACUCUCCAAUUUAUUAGAGUUGACAAGGGAGGUAAAUUGAUUGCUGGCAGCUCUAGUUGUCCAAUUACUGGUAAAAUUGUGGUUACUUUCUAUGGAAAUAGAACUGCUUCCAAUAUUAUUGGAAUUGAUCCAUUUGAUGGAAGUAGUGGUGGAGCCAAAGGUCUUGCUGCCAUGUCAGGUUCUUUCAUUCAAAUCGUUGGUUCUGUUGAUGGUUUAUCUUGGGUAGAAUUGGCUGAAAGUGCCGUCAAAGGAACAACCAUUAUCAAGACUCGUUCUCCAACCAAUUGGAAAGUUGGCGAUUCCAUCUUAUUGACCUCGACAGAUUACGGAGAACUUCUAGAUAAAACUAAAGUCACCCUUCCAACUUGGCGAGUUGGUGUUCCAUUUCCUGAUCAGAGUGAGGAAAGAACCAUUGUUUCAAUUAUUAACUCGACUACUUUUAUAGUCAACCAAACACUCUUGUUCACUCACUAUGCAAGUGGAGUUACAAGAGGAGAAGUUGCCAAACUCAAUAGGAAUAUUGUGUUUGAAGGGGAUGUAUCCAGUGCUUCUUCUUCAUUUGGUGGUCAUGUUAUCAUUCGUCUUGUUGAACAAUUCGAAAUGGUUGGUGUGGAAUUGAGACGAAUGGGACAAAAGGGUUUAAUGGGACGUUAUUCAAUUCACUUUCACUUAUUAGGAGAUAAGGCAUUGAACUCUACUGUCAAACCUUUUAUUCUAAAGGAUAACAGUAUUUAUAAUUCUUAUCAAAGAUGUAUCACUGUUCAUGAUUCAAAUUAUAUUCAAAUUGAGAAUAAUGUUUGUUAUAAUAUCAAUGGACAUGCCUUUUUCUUGGAAAAUGGAUCAGAAAUGUACAACUUGUUCAAAAAUAAUUUGGGAGCUAAAGUUUUACCAAUUAUCGAUUCAGACCCGCUUCAAAUAAUACCUACAGAUAACGAUGUAUCAGUUUUCUGGAUUACCAAUGCAAUGAAUUAUUUUGAGGGAAACAGAGCUAUUGGUGGUAAAUUUGGCUAUUGGUUUUCACUUCCAGAGUAUGCUAUCGGUCUAGUUCAAGAUAAAUAUGCCAAUACCACAUUGAUUAGACCUAGAAUGCUUCCACUUGGUUCAUUCAAGAAUAACGUUGUUCACUCUGCUAAUCAUGUCGGUCUUCACAUUGAUGACUUUGUAGAUGUCAAUGGAUUUCCUGAAAAUGACACCUGGGUUCCUGUAGAACCUCCUUAUCCAGUUCGUGGCUCAAAAAGUAAACCCAUCGUUGAAAGCAUUAUUGAAAACUUUGUUGCUUUCAAAAUUAGAAAGUGGGCUUUGUGGUUGAGAGCAGACACAAUUACUUUGAGAAAUAUGUUUGUUGGUGACUCUAGAAUUGGUAUUGAUGUCGCUGGUGAACCAAGUGUUGUGGAAGAUUCAGUAUUUGAGGCGGAAAGUGAUAAUGUAGGCGAGACUUACAGAGCUGGCAUUGAUGUUUCACGUUCCUAUCCUGGUUUCUUCUCUAACACUGAGGAGUUUAAGGCAUAUGAGUUUUAUGAUAAUGGAGGACCUUCCUACGUAAGAAAUACCGUAUUUAGAAAUUACAAGUCCAAUUCGUAUAGAAAGGCAGGAGCUAUUACAAACUUGUCAAAUGCUAAUUUCAAAUACGAAACUGGAGGAAGAUUGAGAAAUUUGACUUUUGUAAAUUCAAACAGUGCAUUCUACUUGGAAGCACCUACAGAUGGUAAUAGAGGUAUGACUGUUUUGGAUACUGAUGGAAGUAAGACAGGAUUCACCGGAGGGGGAUGGUCAGUUUCUAAUAAUUCUUUCUUGACUGUUCCAGGUUGUAAUGCUCAACCAGAUUGGAAUAGUUAUAAUUGUCCUGUCUUUAAAGAAGGUUACGGUGCUUUAACUCUUGUCAAUUAUGCAGGUUUCUCAACUAGUUCACCUCUUGGAAGUGAUCCCAACCUUAACAAGUUGACUGUUAAAAUGCCAAGACUUUUCAUUCACGAUACUUCUAAUCCUGGUAAAUAUGAUCAAGUACAUGGAUGGAAUAUGGGAACAAGAGGUUUCUGGAUGGAUUCUAAUUUAGUUUUGAAGAAUGUUUAUGUAUUGAGAUGGGCCUUAAAUAUUGGAACUCCAAAUGACUUGCAAUAUUAUUUGAGAUCGAUUGCAAAUAAUGAUUGGAUUGUAUUAGCUGUUCAAUAUCCAAGAACUGCCGUUCUCGAUAUCAGAUAUGAAACAGCAUCAAUGAGUCAGAGAGCAUUGCCUCGUGUCAAUUCUAUUGACGAUUUAAUGGUCAACCCAAAUUCUUAUUUCUAUGAAAAUCAAACUGAACAUUUAUUCUUGCAUUUUAAGAACACUGGUGGAAGAACUGCCUUUGCUGAAUAUUAUGAUGAAUAUUCUCUAUAUACUGGUUAUUCCACCAAGUUUUCAAUCACUGCCACAUGUCCAAAUAAUAAUUGUCAAGUCUAUAAUUGGGAUUUCCCAACCGCAAGCAUUGAUAGAAUCAAAAAGGUAACUCUUGAAGAAAGAUUCUCUGGAAUUUUACAACCUUGCCAAGUAAGCUCAAGCAUGAUCAAUGCUGGAGGAAACGGUAAAGUUCUUGCUGGCUUAUUAGCAAAUAAGAGAACAGUUGAUUUUACAGUUUAUCAUGAUCUAUCUCAUUUAGCAACUCAAAUUCAAGUUGGAAUUGGUAAAAUUGGUGAAAUUGUCAGAUUUUUACAAGAACCAUCAAUUUAUCCAAGUCCUUAUUCAGUUUCAAGAUUUUCAAUGGAUUUUUCAUAUGAUGAAAUUAUCUCACUUUUGAAGGGAGAAGUUUUCGUCUUGUUGAGAACAAGUACUAAUCCAAAUGGUCAUUUGAGAGCCCAAUUAUUUUGUAACAAUGGUAUUACUCAAUUUGGUACACCAAGAUGUUCACUUCCUAUUUCAAUUUCUGCCAGUCAACCAUGUGGAGCUAUUUCUUCUGAUGACAUGUUCAAGUUCUACAGUGAAUCGACUGAUAUCUCAACUCAAACUGGAUGGGUUUUACAAACUGUAGCCAAACAAGAUGUUCCACUAGCUCAGAAAGAUUACUCAACCGCAGCAAUUUGUGGAAGUACAAGUAUUAGAUUUGGAAUGGGAAUGGGUAAAGUUCAGAUUACUAAAAGUUAUACUAAAGGAGGCCCUGUUCAAUUAAUUGACCUUUCUAAAUUUAGAUAUUUCGAAUUCUUUAUCCAAUCCAUUUCUGAAGGUCAAUUAAAUUUGAAUAUUUUCUUUUCUGAAAUUAAGAAUACUGCAUUCACUGAUAUUCCAGCAAUUUACAUUGAUCCAAAGUAUAUUCAACAUUUCAAGAUUGAUCACACAAGAGUAACUCGUGUCAGAAUUCCAGUUAGUGACAUUCCUUUCACAAAUCAAACAGGUUUGAACUCAAUUCAAAGAGUAACCUUUAUGCAAAAACCAGUUGAUGACAUCACAUUGGAUUAUAGAGAGUUUAUUAUGGAUGAUGUUCGUUUCAUUACUGAAUCAUAUGCCCAAAUGACAGAUGCCAACUUGACAUCAAGUCCAAUUUUACCUUCUGACAUUUCAGGUUUUCAAUCUGUUUGUGGUGAUUCAGUUUCUGAUCCAGAUAUUGAUGCUCUCCAUCAACGAAUUUACGAACCACCAUUCUGUGCUCAAUCUUGCAAUGGUAAUGGCAACUGUACAGCUCCUUUCACAUGUCAAUGCAACCAAGGAUGGAUUGGUGAAACUUGUAACACUCCAAUCUGUUCCCUGAAUUGUACCAAUCGAGGUCAAUGCAUAUCUCCUGAUACUUGUCUAUGUAACUCUGGUUAUGGAGCUACUCAAUGUUCCUUACCAAUUUGUUAUGGAAAAAUUGUAAGUGGAUUAGUUUGUAGUGGAGUUGGUAAUUGUACUAGUCCAGAUACAUGUGCUUGUCCUCUAGGAAGAAUUGGAAAUGAAUGUGAAACGACAGAAUUCGUUUGUUUUGGUUAUGGAGCUUCGAAUCCAUUGGUUUGUUCGAAACAUGGAAUUUGCAUUACUGAUGGAAAGUGUUCGUGUAAUGAGGGAUGGAAAGGAACAAAAUGUGCUACUAAGGCCUAA